AUGGCUGUACGAAAAAUGUACAUCAAUAUUAUCGAUUUGAUUAAAUGGGUGCGCAAACGUAAAACUACUGAAAAACCGGUUCAAACCUUGGGCACACUGGGGGAAUUGCGGAGUAACACCAAGGAAACGGGAAAAAUAUUUCGCAAUACGUACCGUAACGAGGGAAACGUCGUUUUAAAAGAUUUGCUUAGGAGGAUAUUUUGA
Messenger RNA from Pyricularia pennisetigena, 204 nucleotides. RefSeq lists its product as uncharacterized. Bases 1 to 204 code for a protein of 67 amino acids. NCBI's taxonomy places the organism in Eukaryota, Fungi, Ascomycota, Sordariomycetes, Magnaporthales, Pyriculariaceae. The transcript has a single exon. The record is from RefSeq and is a predicted model, not a curated record.